AUGUCGCAACUACUACUACCGGGUGAUCUUAUCAAAGGUAAUGAAACUUCCGAUGAAGAAAUUUCAGCUGGACCAGGCGUGUACUGCGAUCCUGUUACACAAGAACUAGUAGCUACACAUGCCGGAAUAGAAGUUGUUACUGAAACCAAAAAAGGACAUGCAGUUUACGUGAACUAUAACUCUAGAAGAUAUAUUCCAGCAGUGGGUGACCUCGUUGUUGGUGUAAUAACAGGUUCUUUUGGUGAUAGUUACAGAGUAUCACUAUCAAACUUUUCAAAUCCAGUAUCGCUUUCUUUCAUGGCAUUCCCUAAUGCAUCUAAAAAGAACAGACCAACUUUGAAAGUAGGUGAUUUAUGCUAUGCCAGGGUCUGUAGUGCUUAUAAAGAGCUUGAAGCCGAAAUAGAAUGCAUGGACUCUACAAAAGGUCAAGAUGCCGGGUUUGGUUUAUUAGAUGGAGGAAUGAUAGUAGAAACAACAUUAGCAUAUGCCAGAGAACUACUAUUCAAUGAAUCUUAUCCACUUCUAAACAUUUUAGGAAAAUUAGUGGAGUUUGAAGUUGCUAUCGGAGUCAAUGGUAUAGUUUGGAUUAAAACGGAUGAAGUCAAAACUACUUUAGCAUGUUACAGGGCUAUCUUGGCAUGUCAGGAUAUUCCACCUAAUCAAUUUGACAAAACAAUUAAACAGAUAUUUAACGAUACACUAAAAUCAUCAGAUUAA
Kluyveromyces marxianus DMKU3-1042 is the source of this 717-nucleotide messenger RNA. It is a transcript of the gene RRP40, whose product is annotated as exosome non-catalytic core subunit RRP40. Gene Ontology annotation, biological process: U4 snRNA 3'-end processing; poly(A)-dependent snoRNA 3'-end processing; TRAMP-dependent tRNA surveillance pathway. The record is from RefSeq and is a predicted model, not a curated record. Gene Ontology annotation, cellular component: cytoplasmic exosome (RNase complex); nuclear exosome (RNase complex). Lineage: Eukaryota; Fungi; Ascomycota; Saccharomycetes; Saccharomycetales; Saccharomycetaceae. Bases 1 to 717 code for a protein of 238 amino acids. The transcript has a single exon. Gene Ontology annotation, molecular function: RNA binding.